Molecule: messenger RNA, 936 nt
Organism: Coniosporium apollinis CBS 100218
Lineage: Eukaryota; Fungi; Ascomycota; Dothideomycetes
Exons: 4
Coding region: 1-936 (311 amino acids)
Molecular function (GO): protein binding
Source: RefSeq, a predicted model, not a curated record
AUGGCUUUAUGUGACGAAACGUCACAAGAUCCGCACAAGAAGGCCCUCCAGGAAAGCAUGAAGACGCUUCUGGAGUCCGGCUUAUAUGCCGACAUGCGGUUCACCUGCGAAGGCCGCGACUUUCCGACCCACCGAGCCUUCGUCUGCCCGCGGUCUCCGGUUAUUCAACGCAUGCUGCAAGAAGGACAAGGACAGUUUGUGGAGGCUAAUGCACGUGUCGUUCCGGUGAACGAGUUCACUGCGACUACGCUGGAGCGCAUGCUUCAGUACCUUUACACCACGGACUACGAUGACGGCAGAAGUAACGCCAUAAUCGCGAGGAAAUUUGCGGAGCAUGAAGAAGAAAUGCCCAUUAUCAUCGCGGAAGUUGAUGUGGGUAGAUGGGAUGUUGGUGAAGACCAUCCGCCGUUCUCUAACGGUUCUGGUGGAUCUCCAUCUGAGCUACCGAACUUCACCAUCGAGCCUCAGUCUCCGGACGUCGGAGAACGCUCCAAGGAGUUUGAGGAAAUGGUCGGAAUAGUCGAAAUCCUCCUCAUCAACGUAGACGUCUACGCUAUCGCGGGUUAUUACGAUGUUCCCUCACUGAGAGACCUUGCCACCGAGAAGGUUGCCGACUUGCUCAACAAUUACCAAUGGGAUCAAGCCGGCUUUCUUGACGUGCUGCACUACAUGUACGAGAAGAUCCCUGAGAAGAACUGUCCCCUCCGGGAUACGGCAAUUCGGGCCGCCGCGGCGCAUGUUUCCGGCCUAGUCGAGACGUACGGAGAUAGUCUUCCCUCGGCACUCGGCGGCAAGAACAAUCUAGCUGGAGAUCUGCUAACGCAGGUCGCCGCGCGACUCGCUCAAGUCAACAUCGACCAUGAGAUGACCAAGCGCAAGCUUCGUCAAGCUUCCCGCGCGAUAAGAGAAUAUACCGGUAGCUGGGGGAUCUAUUAG